AUCCGUAUUUCUCCGACGACAUAUUGUUUGUGAGGAACAAAUUCUGAAAAGCAAACUGGGAAAGAGGAUUACAAUUGAUUUAUUUCUCUCUAAACACAAGAAGUAUCUGUCAUUUAAGAUUUAAAAAAAAAAUGGAGCCGUCAGCCAGUCCAGCGAAGGAUAACCACAGGAUGAACAGCUACAAGAACAAAGCCCUGAAUGUGGAGGAGAUGAGACGCAGGAGAGAGGAGGAGGGUGUCCAGCUGAGGAAGCAGAAACGAGAACAACAGCUGUUCAAGAGGAGAAACGUUGACAUGUUGAACGAGGAAGGAGUCAUGUUUGAGAGUCCACUGGUCGACUCGUAUGUCACCUCCACAGCCACAGAGGAAGGAGUCCUAACUAAAGACCUGGUAGAGAUGCUCUUCUCAGAGGACCCAGAGCUCCAACUCGCGACAACACAGUCAUUCAGGAAACUACUGUCCAAAGAACCCAAUCCACCUAUUGACGAGGUCAUCAACACCCCAGGCAUUGUAGAGAGGUUUGUAGAGUUCCUGAAGAGGAGCGUCAACUGCACAUUACAGUUUGAGGCAGCCUGGGCCCUGACCAACAUAGCAUCAGGUACAUCCAUGCAAACUAACAUAGUCAUCGAGGCAGGAGCAGUACCCAUCUUUAUAGAACUACUCAACUCGGACUUUGAGGAUGUUCAGGAACAGGCGGUGUGGGCGUUGGGUAACAUAGCAGGGGACAGUCCAGUGUGCAGAGACUACGUACUCAACUGUAAUAUCCUGCCACCACUAUUAAUGCUUCUGACUAAAUCCACCAGACUGACAAUGACCAGGAAUGCAGUGUGGGCUCUGUCUAACCUGUGCAGGGGGAAGAGCCCCCCACCUGUAUUUGAGAAGGUCUCCCCUUGUCUGCAGGUCCUGUCUAGACUGUUGUUCAGCAGUGAUUCAGAUCUGUUAGCAGAUGCUUGCUGGGCUCUGUCCUACCUCUCUGACGGACCCAACGAGAAGAUUCAGGCUGUCAUCGACUCCGGUGUCUGCAGGCGCCUCGUAGAGCUGCUUAUGCACACGGACUACAAGGUGGCGUCUCCUGCUCUGAGAGCAGUGGGGAACAUCGUCACGGGAGACGACAUCCAGACCCAGGUGGUGUUGAACUGUUCAGCCCUGCCCUGUCUGCUCCACCUGCUGAGUAGUCCUAAAGAAUCCAUCCGGAAAGAAGCCUGCUGGACCGUCUCCAACAUCACCGCUGGCAACAGGGCUCAGAUACAGACGGUGAUUGAUGCCAACAUCUUCCCUGUGCUGAUCGACAUCCUGCAGAAGGCAGAGUUCAGAACCAGGAAGGAAGCAGCCUGGGCCAUCACUAACGCCACCUCUGGAGGAAUGCCUGAACAGAUCAGGUACCUGGUGAACCUGGGCUGUAUCAAGCCUCUGUGUGACCUGUUGACCGUGAUGGACAGUAAGAUAGUCCAGGUGUCUCUGAACGGUCUGGAGAACAUUCUGCGACUGGGAGACCAAGAGGCUAAGCAGGAUGCAGGACCCAGUGGUACCGGCAUCAACCCCUACUGCUCUCUCAUAGAGGAGGCCUAUGGUCUGGAUAAGAUUGAGUUCCUUCAGAGCCAUGAGAACCAAGAGAUCUACCAGAAGGCCUUUGAUCUGAUAGAGCACUACUUUGGAGUGGAGGAGGAGGACCAGAACCUGGCUCCUCCGGUGGACCAGGCCAAUCAGCAGUUCCUCUUCCCCCAGCAGGAGGCACCCAUGGAGGGCUUUCAGCUAUAACGCCCUCCCUGUCCUCUGGUUCUCAUCUGGUUCACCAACCAUCACUCAUACCCAUGGAGGAGUUUCAGAUGAAACAUCCACCCCCUUAUCAUACCCAUGGAGGAGUUUCAGAUGAAACAUCCACCCCCUUAUCCUCACCCCAUGGAGGAAUUUGGCGUGUAAUCAGUCCCCUCCACCCUCCAUGUCCAACCAUUGCCCCAUCCUCUAUACCCAUCCUGAGCCCAAGGGGCUAGUUUUAGCCCCAACAGAUGAAGGGUGGAGGUGAAGCAAUGACCUUAUCCACCUUAUAUCCUCCACCCCCAUGGAAGGUAGAGCGUUGUCCUCUCCCUCCACCCCCAUGGAAGGUAGAGCGUUGUCCUCUCCCUCCACCCCCAUGGAAGGUAGAGCGUUGUCCUCUCCCUCCUUUCCCAUGGAAGGCUUUACAGAUGUAACUAUCCAACCUAUAUUUACAGUCUUUGAGCUGGCUUUACCUACCAGAUCAGACGCUUCUAACGGAAUGCCACGUCUCGGCUGUAGAGCCAAUAGGAGACCUGAACUCAACCCGCUUGACCUGACGAUAAAACAAAGCUCUUCCUGAUCAGUGAUCACACAACCAGGGCCGAGGUUUGGUCCAGUCCAGGUUUCGGCAAUGCACAGAUACAAUAACAGAUACACCGCCAGUGCUGUUGAUACCCUGAUUCUUCUGACCGUAAUGCCGGUUUGGUUUGGUUAUUAGUGCUUCCUGUCUGCCCAUAGGGGAUGUCCUUCUUCGGGAUGUAGGGGUUUGAUAGGUCAAACCUGACCAGUAGGAGAGAUGUGUUUUUAUUUAAUUUUUACCCAGCUCCUUUACGACAAUUAUCUUCCUAGUCCUGUUUCCCCUUGUUUUAGCUGUUGUCCACCCUGUGUUUCUCUCUGACUUGUUCUAAAACGUACUGCAUCUACAUGCACCACCUGAAGACUGAAGUGUCCCAAGACAGAAGAAUGACUUCUCUCUACUGUAAACAAUAAAACAGUCCGGAUGUA
Oncorhynchus tshawytscha (Chinook salmon) is the source of this 2759-nucleotide messenger RNA. It is a transcript of the gene kpna6, whose product is annotated as karyopherin alpha 6 (importin alpha 7). Bases 132 to 1757 code for a protein of 541 amino acids. The record is from RefSeq and is a predicted model, not a curated record. Gene Ontology annotation, molecular function: nuclear import signal receptor activity; protein binding. NCBI's taxonomy places the organism in Eukaryota, Metazoa, Chordata, Actinopteri, Salmoniformes, Salmonidae. Gene Ontology annotation, biological process: NLS-bearing protein import into nucleus. The transcript is spliced from 12 exons. Gene Ontology annotation, cellular component: nucleus; cytoplasm; nucleoplasm.